Carlito syrichta (Philippine tarsier) is the source of this 1905-nucleotide messenger RNA. RefSeq names its product multidrug and toxin extrusion protein 1-like. Gene Ontology annotation, molecular function: xenobiotic transmembrane transporter activity; antiporter activity. The coding region runs from base 23 to 1579 and encodes 518 amino acids. The transcript has 16 exons. The record is from RefSeq and is a predicted model, not a curated record. Gene Ontology annotation, biological process: xenobiotic detoxification by transmembrane export across the plasma membrane. Lineage: Eukaryota; Metazoa; Chordata; Mammalia; Primates; Tarsiidae. Gene Ontology annotation, cellular component: membrane.
UUCCCAGUUCUUGGUCCAGCUGAUGGUGUUCCUUAUCAGUUUCGUAAGCUCUGUGUUCUGCGGCCACUUGGGCAAACUGGAACUGGAUGCUGUCACCCUCGCAAUUGCAAUAAUCAAUAUCACUGGGAUUUCAGUGGGAUUCGGCUUAUCGUCUGCUUGUGACACCCUCAUCUCCCAGACGUACGGGAGCCAGAACUUGAAGCAUGUGGGGGUCAUCCUGCAGAGGGGUGUGCUCAUCUUGCUUCUCUGCUGCUUCCCCUGCUGGGCACUCUUCCUCAACACUCAGAACAUCCUGCUUCUCUUUAGGCAGGACCCGGCCGUGUCCAGGCUUACGCAGACCUAUGUCAUGAUCUUCAUUCCGGCUCUUCCUGCAACGUUUCUUUAUGUGUUACAAGUUAAAUAUUUGCUCAACCAGGGAAUCGUGCUGCCUCAGAUUGUAACCGGAGUUGCAGCCAACCUUCUCAAUGCCUUUGUCAACUAUCUGCUUCUCCAUCAACUGCAUCUUGGGGUGAUAGGUUCUGCACUGGCAAACACGAUUUCUCAGUUCGCUCUGGCUCUGUUCCUCUAUCUCUACAUCCUCUGGAAAAAACUGCAUCAAGCUACAUGGGGAGGAUGGUCCCUUGAGUGCCUGCAGGACUGGGCCUCCUUCCUCCGCCUGGCCAUCCCCAGCAUGCUCAUGAUGUGCAUUGAGUGGUGGGCCUACGAGAUCGGGAGCUUCCUGAGCGGUAUCCUCGGCAUGGUGGAGCUGGGUGCUCAGUCGAUCGUGUAUGAACUGGCUACCAUUCUAUACAUGAUCCCUUCGGGCUUUUGCGUGGCUGUCAACGUUCGGGUAGGAAAUGCACUGGGUGCUGGAAACACUGAGCUGGCAAAGAAGUCCUCUGUGGUUGCCCUGCUGAUCACAGAGCUCUUUGCAGUAACCUUUUGUGUCCUGCUGUUAAGCUGUAAGGAUCACGUGGGGUACAUUUUCACUACCGACCGAGACAUCACUAACCUGGUGGCUCAGGUGGUUCCAAUUCAUGCUGUUUCCUACCUCUUUGAAGCUCUUGCUUGUACAUGCGGCGGCAUUCUGCGGGGAAGUGGAAAUCAGAAGAUUGGAGCCAUUGUGAAUGCCAUCGGGUAUUACAUGGUUGGUCUCCCCAUCGGGAUUGCGCUGAUGUUUGCGACCAAGCUUGGAGUGAUGGGUCUGUGGUCAGGGAUCAUCACCGGCACAGUCUCUCAAACUGUGUGCUUUCUAGGCUUUAUUGCUCGGCUAAAUUGGAAAAAAGCCUACCAACAGGCUCAGGUACAUGCCAAUUUGAAAGUCAGUGUGGCUCAGAAUGGAAAUUCUGCUCGCCCUCAGGAUCUGCUUCACCCAGGGGGCCCUGAAAAUCAUGAAGGAAUUUUAAUGAAAGAUGCUGAAAAAAAGGGAGCGACUCAGCUGGAUCCGCAGAUGCACCAAGAAGAACCUUUGCCAGUCCAACCAAAGGACGGCACCAAGUUAUCCUGGAAACAGCUGGUGCUGCGGCGAGGGCUCAUGCUUCUGGGGGCCAUUUUAAUCUUGCUGCUGGGGAUUUUAGUGAGACUGUAUGUCAGAAUUUAGAAAUGUGGCUAGAGAGAGAUAAAGUCAGGUUAAGUGAUGCCUUUGAGCUUACAAAUAAUUCAGAAGCCCGGAGAUGACGAUUCAGUGAACUUAAUUCAGUUGUGCCCAUGGAUUUCAAGAACUGGGAGUUCAAAGAUAUUUUUCUAGUGAAAAAAAGCAUCUAAGAUAGGAACUAUAUUCCAGUCCAAGACAAUGUCUGAAAGGUGACAGCUGAGUAAUAAUACAUUUACCACUGUCUCAACCAAGGACCACCUGUGUACUGAUUGCAUCGACCUAUGGCUUUGAUAUUUCUUCUGCUCACUGUUUUUUUAGACACAAACCCAUAC